UGUAUGUCCGCGACGCUGGCGGAUCCGUAUCGAGAGUAUGCUAUUGAUUAUUCUCAACAUGCUACCUGCAAACCUGAGGAACACGCAGGCACGCUUGUUUACCACGCACAGCAGCCGCAUCUCCAGCACCAUAAGCAGCCCGAGCCUCCAUUCUCUCAGGGAGCCUCUCAUAGCACGACGGCAUUUGAGCAACAUCAUGCGAACGCGACCGUGUUAUCAGCAGCCACUCAGCAACCGUCAGUUCAUGAUAUGUCGCAGAGCGUUGUCCUCGGCCCGCCCCAGAUGCUCCCACGACACCUUCCAGUGCAGUAUCCACCUGCCAGCUUCGAAAUCCCCCCUAUCCAGCGCGAGAAAAAACGCCAUCACUCGGAGACCGAAGAGGAUGGGAACCCCGACCAUGGCCUGCGGCCGCAGCUAUCAGUCCUCUCAGCUGACGCCCCUCACGAACCCUCGCACUCUCCCGAAAUGCUCUUCGGUGUCCAUGGCGCAUCAUCUCAGCAGCAUCCCAUGUCAAACCAUGGCUUUGGGCCCACGGACUCUGUGGCCCUGCCGCAACAUCACCAUCACCAUCGACUCCCGCCCCAUGCAGCGCUGCGCGCCCCAGGGCGUCAUGGAGUGAAUGUGGAAUCUCCUCCUUUGCCCUCGGGCCCGCCGAGUGUGGUGGGCCAGCCUGGAAUGCCUGAUCCAGCCCCCAGGCCUCGAGGACCAAAACUGAAGUUUACUCCCGAAGAGGACGCUCUACUGGUGUAG
This is a messenger RNA of Aspergillus niger, 750 nucleotides long. RefSeq lists its product as uncharacterized. The record is from RefSeq and is a predicted model, not a curated record. The transcript has a single exon. The annotation marks the transcript as partial. Lineage: Eukaryota; Fungi; Ascomycota; Eurotiomycetes; Eurotiales; Aspergillaceae.